GCAGGACUCUGACAAAGACGUUCCUGCAACGCGGGUUUCUGGUCACCAACAUGCCUCUGGCUGCUGCAAUGGUGACCAGUGGCUCGGCUGAGGAACCGGACACCAGUUCUACAAGGCAGUCCCUCUCUUCUACGGGAAUGUGCAGCCUGCUCAAUAGUUUCAAGGUCACUGCUGACAACACCUGUUCCAGGCUCCAGCGGGGUGAGACUUUGGAUGAGGGUAGGAUGGCAGACCUGAGGAACUUCUGUAUUACAGUCUUGGUGCUGGGGCUUCAGAAGACAACCCGGCAGGUUAGGGAGCUGACGGUGCAGGAGUGGUUUGGGCGAGCAAGGGUCAACCAGGGUGUUGUUGUGAAAAUGACUGCCCGUGGAGCAGAGGACAGCUUCACCCUGACACUCCAACAAGAAGCCUGGUUCAGCUGUUACAUGGCCAGCAUCCGGUCAGUCUACCUGAAGAGCCAAGUAGCCGCAGGAUCUGACCAGGACAGGUUUUUCUUGGGAAAGAACGGCACGCCCCUGACCCAUGUCACCAAAGUGGUCGAUCGUUUCUGCAAAAGGCACAGACCACUGGAGGGGAGCACCUCCACCAUCGUGUCUGCAAAGCGCAAGGCCAGCAUGACAUGGGACAAUUUUCUGGAUGAGUUCCCUGUGACUUUGCAUGGUGUUCCUCCCACUCAGGAGGAGUCAAAAAUGAAGGGAUAUGAGGAGGGGCGCAUCUUCUACCACAAGUGGAGGGACAUGCAGAGGAAACUCAGGAUCGAUUACAUCCUUAUGGACUACCCACAUCGAAAGCCUUCAGAAGCAAGGGUGAGGUACAAGAUGCAAAGGGAAGGAUGGACUUGCAAUGCCCCCAAGGUGGAGGAAAUUUUGGCAGUCUGGAAAAGUAAGGGGGGGUCUGUCCUCGCGGACCCAAACAUCAUGCAGGCAGUCCUGGACCAGAAGUGGAAGGGCCUGGCCAUUACAGACCUGGGACCACCAAAGGGAAAAGGCGUGGUGGCAACGAUGCCGUUCCAGGUUGGAGAUGUAGUAUGCGACUACCACGGGGAGCUGGUCACAGAGGCAGAGGGAAGGCAGAGGCAAAGUCAGGUACCAGAUGGCACUGACAUGUACUUCUUCUAUUUUAAAAGCCACAAUGGCACAAAGAUGUGCCUGGACGCGCAGAAAUUCCCCUGCUUCUGUCACCCCGACAUUGACACUUUUGGCAGGAGGAUAAACCACUCGGGCAAGAACUUUAAUGUCAAGCCAGUUCGCUUUGCGUUGCCUUUUUCUGGAGGACUCAGGGAUAUCAUGAUCUUUGUUGCCACUAGAAACGUGACAGUAAAAGAGGAGCUCACGUGGGACUAUGGUGUCAGACAGUCAUCCUUUGGAGGAGAGGGCCGAAAUCUGGAAUGGCUGAACGAGUAGUAGAUAGAUCAGAAGCUUGUAAAAUUUAUUUGGGUUAAAGAGUUCAUGCUGUAUCAUAGUUUGACA
Messenger RNA from Micropterus salmoides (largemouth bass), 1469 nucleotides. RefSeq lists its product as uncharacterized. Gene Ontology annotation, molecular function: protein binding. NCBI's taxonomy places the organism in Eukaryota, Metazoa, Chordata, Actinopteri, Centrarchiformes, Centrarchidae. The transcript has a single exon. Bases 51 to 1403 code for a protein of 450 amino acids. The record is from RefSeq and is a predicted model, not a curated record.